Drosophila obscura is the source of this 3773-nucleotide messenger RNA. RefSeq names its product breast cancer anti-estrogen resistance protein 3 homolog. Gene Ontology annotation, molecular function: guanyl-nucleotide exchange factor activity; phosphotyrosine residue binding. The transcript has 9 exons. The record is from RefSeq and is a predicted model, not a curated record. The coding region runs from base 103 to 2991 and encodes 962 amino acids. Gene Ontology annotation, biological process: positive regulation of peptidyl-serine phosphorylation; small GTPase-mediated signal transduction. Lineage: Eukaryota; Metazoa; Arthropoda; Insecta; Diptera; Drosophilidae.
AGUGUUGAGUGCUGCUGAGUCUUGUGGCCAUGUGACGGCUUAAUUAAAGAAUAAUAAUAGAAUUUUUAUAUCAUACGCGGGGCAUUACACAAGCCAACAAACAUGGGCAAUGUGCAGCCGCGUCCACUUGAGCCGCGCAAUGUGGCAAACCGGCGAAGCAGUAUCCUUUGGAACUUUCGGUACUCGAAUGCGGCACGCCGGCGGGAGGAUCUCGCGGUGAUUGUGCACAACUCCAGGAUGAGCAUCGCCGAGUGGUUGGAUCUCUUGGAGCUGCAGCAGUACGAAGGUAACUUGCAGGCCUACAGCACUGUGGAUGAUGUGGUGGACAUUACGGAUAAGGAACUGAAACGCUGCGGCAUUCGCAGUGCCCAUCGCCAGCUGAUGAUCAACAGUCUGCUGGGUGUGCGGGCCAAGCGACGGCAAUCCAUGAACUUGGAGGCCAGCAGAAGUGUGCCGCGUGCCGUGCUGCGCCGCAAGAAUUCCUGUCCAUUGGUUUAUCUGGAGGAAAGUUCCAGCGAUAUCGCGGGAAGUGCCGAUAGCGGACGGGGCUUGAUUAUCACCAAAAGUGGCAAGGUUCUUAAGCAACUUGCUUUCGAUGAUACAAAUACCAUCUACGAGGAACUGAGACCGCGCUCCAAGUGCAACAGUCCCCAUUGGGCCAUUGACAGCGAGAUGGAGCUGACUAGCGGCAGCAAUGCCUCCACACCGAUUGCCAUCAACUCGCCGAAUCCCACGGAGCAACAGGAGGCCAUUGCCCUGAAGAAGGCACUCGAAUGGGAGCUGAGUCUGGAUGCCAGGGAGCUGCGUUCGCAUGCCUGGUACCACGGACCCUUGCCCCGCCAACGGGCCGAGGAGAUUGUGCAGCGCGAGGGCGACUUUCUGGUGCGGGACUGCGCCUCACAGCCGGAUAAUUAUGUGCUCAGUUGUCGCUGCAAGCUGGCAGUGCUGCACUUUGUGCUCAAUAAGUUGGUGCUACAACCGGAGACUGUGUACGAACGGGUCCAGUAUCAGUUUGAGGAAGAUGCCUUUGACACGGUGCCUGAUCUAAUCACGUUCUAUGUGGGCUCUGGCAAGCCCAUUUCAGCCGCCUCGGGCGCUCUCAUUCAGUAUCCGUGCAACAGGCGGUAUCCACUGUCCUUCUAUGGCCACAAGAUUGUGGGUAAUCAACUGCACAGCCAAAUGCUGGCCGGGCUACGUGGCCUGAGUCCGUUGAACUCUCCGAUCGGCAGCAAUGGCGCAGGAUCUGCAGUCUUUCGCUUUGAUCCACAGCAACAGCAGCAGCAGCAACAGCAGCAGCAACAGCAACAGCAGCAACAGCAGCAGCAACAAGAGCAGCAGCAGUCGGUGGCAUCUCCGGGCAGUCCACACUGCUCGCCACCACGAGCACGUCGCGAAGUUCCUCCGCCGCCUCGGCUGCCCUGCAAGAAGCAGCAGCAGCGAUCCCAGAGCCUGACGCCCGCCCAGGCCAUGGUCGUGAGCAACAUCAACAAGCUGCAGGAGCAGCACCAGCAGCAGCUGCAGGAGGCAAAUGGAAAUGGCAAUGGCAAUGGCAAUGGAAUGGCACGUUUCCAGACCAUAGCCAGAUGCAAUCCCACCAGCGAUCUGCAGCAGCAUUUGGAGAACAAAUUCACCACCCACUCGCUGCCAAGGCCGAGUACUUCCGCCGCACAGGCACUGCGCCAGCAGGCAGCGGCUAGGAUGUCCAGUUUGGCCAGAAACUGCAGCCUGGACACACCGUCGGAUUCGAGUCGGCCACCCAGUCCGCCGCCCAAGCCGCGCAAGGAGCCGAUGGCCGCCGUGCUGGCUUACCAGGCGAGUGGCUCCGACUCGGGCAACGGCUCGGGCGACUCUGCGCUGGGGGAUGGCAGCGAGGUGAGCAUACAGCGUGGCGUGAUCAUCAAGAAUCCAAGAUUCAUGAGCAGCUCCGUGUCCAAUGGCACACUGAAGAGCUUCACCGAGUUCGAUGCCAUGGCGGCCGAGGAGAAUCUCUUCACAUUGGCCAUUGAGGAGGUGCGCGUGGGCAGCAAAUUUGACUUUGAGAACUUCAGCACAUUGCUGCUGCCGUCGGUGGAGAACAAGCCGCUGGAUGGGGAUGCCCUGAACACCUUCAAGAUGAUGCUCCUGGAAACGGGUCCCAAGCUGCUGGCGGAGCACAUAACCCGCAUCGAUAUCGGUCUGUUUCUGGAGCAGCCCGACGAUGAGUUGGACUACUUUCUGAGCUGUUCGGGCCUGGAGCUGCUGACACUGCCGCAUGGCAAACUCUUUCGCGAGGAUAUCAUUGAGCGGACGCAGUGCAUCAAGCUGAUGGUGGCCGUCACCAUACUCACCUGCCAGACGGAUCUGGAUCGGGCACAGCUGCUCAGCAAGUGGAUACAGAUUGCCGUGGAGACGAAGACGGCGUUGGGGAAUCUAUUUGGCUUCUGUGCCAUUAUGUUGGGGCUGUGCAUGCCACAGAUCCAAAAACUCGAUCAGGCCUGGCACAUUCUAAGGCAAAAGUACACGGACAGCGCGUUCACGUUCGAGGCCAAGCUGCGUCCCACUUUGAGCAGCAUGAACGAGGCCUCCAAUCCGCAGGCGCCCAACACCACAGUGCCGCAUGUGCUGCUCUAUGCCCUGCUCAUCGAUCGUCCGGUCAUGGAUAUUAUCAAUCAUUCGAAUAUGGACGAUCGUCCGGCACUAUAUCACACCUGCAUUGCGCCCUGGGAAUCGAAGGCGGAUGACUUUGGCAUGUCCAUCAAUUUCCAGCAUUUGGAUGCCUCGCGCGGCUUCCUCAAGAGCCUCGAUCUGUACCGCAAGAAUGCCAAAAUGAUGCUCGAAGAUGCCAGCACGAGGCUGGAUGAGCUGCUAUCGGAUGCUUUUCGAACUGAAUUCCAUGUGAAGUUUCUAUGGGGCAGCUGUGGGGCCACGGCCAAGCCCGAGGAUCGGCAUGGCAAGCUGGAAAAGGUGCUAACACUAAUGGCCGACAAGUUCUGCAUGAUGGCCGAGAAGUAAAGUGAAAAAAAAAAAAAAUAAAACACAAACGCAACGAUAUGAUAUGGACUCUAGUUUCUAGUUGAUAAUAAUUACUAAUUACUAAUCAAAAUGAUCGUCAUCCCACACACUUCCAAAACUCUACUAUACACUACACCACUCUAUCAAUCAAUCAAUCAAUCAAUCAAUCAAUCUACUAUCUAUGUAUCUCCAAUUGUCUACAGACCCUCCGCAAAUUUGAAUUUCGUGCUGUUCUCUACCUCAGCCUGGGUACAUUCUGUAUUUAUAUAUAUAUAAUUUAAGCCAGAAACCACACACAGAAGCACUUUAUGUUACAGUUCAAAAAAAUAUUUAUGUAUUAAUCCUUAGUUAAGCCAAAACUAAAACAAAAAAAACCAAAAACUCUAGUUAUACGACAACGGAAUGGAGGAAAGGGAAGGAAUCAAAAUAGAAACCUACUACAGUAUAUACGAGAUAUUUAUUUAUCCACGCAACUCUCUCCAAGAGGGCACACAACAAUCUUCUAACUCUGAACACUCUGAACUACCAAAGUCUAGUACUUAAAUUAUAUUCAACUAAAUAACUUAUUAAACUAUAGAGCGGACAAUAUACAUUAAUCAAAGGCAGCAUAUUUAUAGUACACACAUAUACAUACAUAUGUACACUCCCACACACACAUAUGUAACAGCGGUAUAUAGGCAUAGGCCCCCCACUAAGAAUGCAUAAUUCUUUUGCAAUUUUGAUAAGUGAUAGUGCAGUAAAUAAAAUGCAAAUACAAAUACAGAAAAUAUUAUAAAAAUCUU